This is a messenger RNA of Verticillium nonalfalfae, 2133 nucleotides long. RefSeq lists its product as uncharacterized. The transcript has a single exon. Lineage: Eukaryota; Fungi; Ascomycota; Sordariomycetes; Glomerellales; Plectosphaerellaceae. Gene Ontology annotation, biological process: maturation of 5S rRNA; mRNA cis splicing, via spliceosome. Gene Ontology annotation, cellular component: U4/U6 x U5 tri-snRNP complex. The record is from RefSeq and is a predicted model, not a curated record. Bases 1 to 2133 code for a protein of 710 amino acids.
AUGUUCAGAGCUCCAGCAACUUCAACUGCUUUGACAUCGACACCCAUCUACCGUCUAGUCCUGCCGCGAGCCUGUCCUCUAUCCAUCAAGUUUACACCAUACCCUCUCCCGACAUCACCCAAAGGACAUCUCCACUCAAACCCAAACCUCGCCGCCCCCCUCCCUGGGCAACCCGCCAAGAUGGAUGCCGCCACCAUCGAGGAGACGAAUCGCAUGCGCGAGUCCCUGGGCCUGAAGCCUCUUCCUGUACCAGGCGCCGCACCCCCGUCGCCCAAGGAGCGCCGCGCAGGAUCCGAAAGCGAUGGAGAAGAAGAAGAGGAGGCCAGCACCAUCGACACACGCCAGGCACAAUCCUAUGACAACUACAGGCAGAUCCGCGAAGCCGAGGAAGCCAAGCGCAAACGCGAGGCGCGCGUCGCCGCCGCGAAGAAGGAGCGCGACAAUGCCCAACGCCUAGCCACCCUCGAAGGCAAAGGUCUUGGCGAGGAGGACGAUGCCGGUGACCUGGACGCCAAGGCCUGGCUCAAGGCGCAGAAGAAGCGACAGAAGACCAUUGCCAAGACGCGCAAGUUUGAGGAGGAGCAGGCCGCGGCGGAGGCGGCAGCGGCGGCGGCGCUCGAGUACACAUCAAAAGAUCUCGCCGGAGUCAAAGUGGCACACGAACUGGACAGCUUCCUGGACGGCGAUGACCAGAUCUUGACACUGAAGGAUACCACUAUUGACCAGAACGAAGAGGAAGGCGACGAACUCGAGAACCUCGACCUCCGUGCGCAGGAAAAACUCAAGGAGAACCUCGACCUCAAGAAGAAGAGGCCGGCGUAUGAUGUGCAUAAUUUGGAUGAUUCGGAGGAGCGAGGGCUGCUGUCACAAUACGACGAGGAAAUCUAUGGCAAAAAGUCAAAAAAGUUCACUCUCGACUCAUCAGGUGCCAUUGCUGAGCUCGCCGACAUCCUCGAUGGCCCCUCAAAGAAGAAGAAGGACGUACAGAACAUUGAUCUUGACGCUAUGGAAGACGCUCCCAAGUCCGACUAUCUUGACAUUUCAGAGAUCAAGGUCCGGAAACCCAAGAAGAAGAAGUCCAAGUCGACGCGCCAGAAGCCCGUCGAUGAAGACGACAUCAUCCCAGAAGUGCCCGCGCCUGUCGAAGACGAGCAAAUGGACAUUGACUCGGGAGCACCAGUGCUGCCAAGGAAGCGAAAGGUCGUGGACGACUCUUUCGUGGACGACGAAGAUCUCCAAGCCUCCCUCGCCAUUCAGAGGAGAACGGCUCUGAAGAAAAGGAAGAGGACACGGCCCGAGGAUAUCGCCAGGGAACUCAAUGAGCAGACUGAGCAGCCGGAAGAGGAAGACCAAGGAGGUGUUAUUAUUGAUGAAAUCUCAGAGUUCGUUUCUGGCUUGAAGAAACCAGACGAGGACGAGGACCGGAAGGCGCGCAAGUCGAAACAAGUUACUGAGCAAUCUAUCACCGCAAUGCACGACGAGUCCGACGACGACGGGGAUCUUCACAUGGGCGACGCCUCACACGUCGAUGCUUCGGACGCUAAGAUAGAAGAUCCCAUUGACUACGCAGGCAUCGAUGAGGAGAGGACGAUUGGUGCCGGCAUGGGUUCUGCACUCACACUGCUGAGAGAGCGUGGCCUGGUUCAGGAUGCACACGGCGCUGAGCUCAACGAGGAAUUCCGUCGCAAGUCCGAAUUCCUAGCCGCCAGGCGGCGGCUCGAAAGUGAGCAAGAUGAAAGGACACGCGACCAGAGAGAGAAGGACCGAAAGAGCGGUCGCUGGGACCGCAUGUCGAUCCGCGACAGGGAGGAAUACGCGCGCCAGCAAAACACGUACCGCGACCAGCAGCAGUCUCGCACUAUCGAUCAGCUCUUCAAGACUCAGUACAAGCCCGACGUCAAACUCAAGUACACCGACGAGUUUGGCCGGGCGCUGGACCAGAAGGAGGCUUUCAAGCACCUCAGCCACCAGUUCCACGGCAAGGGCAGCGGCAAGGGCAAGACCGACAAGCGACUCAAAAAGAUCGAGGCCGAGAAGAAGCGCGAGUCGCAGAGCAUACUCGACGCCAGCGAGAACGCGACCAUGAGCUCAUCCAGUAGCAAACGGAAGGAGGCCGGCGUGCGUUUGCAGUGA